Microthlaspi erraticum is the source of this 927-nucleotide messenger RNA. Lineage: Eukaryota; Viridiplantae; Streptophyta; Magnoliopsida; Brassicales; Brassicaceae. The record is from the annotation of a GenBank genome assembly.
AUGACGACGGAGACGGCGACUGCGACGAUCUUCUUCCCUUCGUCUGAAGACCUCGUUCACGAGGAAAUCGUGUUGCGAAACCCUAAUACCCUUAAACCUUGGUGGAGAUAUCUGAUUUCGAAGUCCGAUUCCCCUUUCAAGGAGCGAUUCGUGAUCUACGAGAGGGCCCUGAAGGCUCUUCCUGGCAGCUACAAACUCUGGUACGCGUAUCUCCGGGAACGCCUCAAUGCUGUGAGGGAUUUACCUGUGAUUCAUCCACAGUACGAGGGCCUUAACAACACAUUCGAGAGAGCUCUUGUGACUAUGCAUCGCAUGCCGAAGAUCUGGCUCAUGUAUCUUCAAACCCUGACGGAGCAGAAGCUGAUUACCAAGACGCGGAGGACUUUCGAUCGAGCUCUCCGUGCUCUUCCGGUCACACAACACGGCCGGAUCUGGGAGUCGUAUCUCGAAUUUGCGAGCCAGGAAGGUAUUCCGGUGGAGACUGCGCUUAGAGUUCACCGGAGGUAUCUCAGGUACGAUCCUAGUCACAUAGAGGAUUUCAUCGAGUUUCUGUUGAAAUCUGGUCGCUGGCAAGAGUCCGCAGAGUCUCUGGCGUCUUUGUUGAAUGGCGAAUUUCAAUCUAGUAAAGGAAAGAGCAAAUAUAGCCUGUGGAUGGAUCUGCUUGAUGUUGUUGUUCACCAUGCGGAUGAGGUUUCAGGUCUCGAUGUGGAUGCGAUCAUCAGGGGAGGGAUUAGAAAGUACAGAGAAGAAGUUGGGAUGCUCUGGAAUUCACUUGCUGAUUACUACGUCAGGAAGGGUUUGCUUGAGAAGGCGAGGGAUAUCUACGAGGAAGGGAUGAUGAAGGCGGUCACAGUGAGAGAUUCAGUGUUGUAUUCGACGUGUACUCGAGAUUUGAGGAAAGUUGUAUUGCGAAAAGAAUGGAAUUAG